Molecule: messenger RNA, 1268 nt
Organism: Cebus imitator (Panamanian white-faced capuchin)
Lineage: Eukaryota; Metazoa; Chordata; Mammalia; Primates; Cebidae
Gene: BLOC1S4
Product: biogenesis of lysosomal organelles complex 1 subunit 4
Exons: 1
Coding region: 111-761 (216 amino acids)
Cellular component (GO): BLOC-1 complex
Source: RefSeq, a predicted model, not a curated record
CAGACGCGAUCGCAGGCCGCCGGAAGCAAAGGCGUGAGCGCGCGUGCGUGCGUGAGCGUGAGCGCGCGUAGGUCGGAAGCGGGCGCUGCGCCGCCGGGCGGUCACGAGCCAUGGAGGGUCGCUCCUCAGACCGCGGAGCGUCGCCCGAGGGACCCGCGGAAGAGGCCGAGCCGCAGUGCGCCGCCUGGAGCGGGGACAGCGGCACCGUGUCCCAAAGCCACAGCAGCGCCUCGGGGCCGUGGGAGGAUGAGGGCGCGGAGGACGGCGCGCCGGGCCGCGACCUGCCGCUGCUGCGCCGCGCCGCCGCGGGGUAUGCCGCCUGCCUGCUGCCCGGAGCCGGCGCGCGGCCCGAGGUCGAGGCCCUGGACGCGAGCCUGGAGGACCUGCUCACUAGAGUGGACGAGUUCGUGGGCAUGCUGGACAUGCUGCGCGGCGACUCGUCCCACGUCGUCAGCGAGGGAGUGCCGCGCAUCCACGCGAAGGCCGCCGAGAUGCGGCGCAUCUACAGCCGGAUCGACCGGCUGGAGGCCUUCGUGAGGAUGGUGGGCGGCCGCGUGGCCAGGAUGGAGGAGCAGGUCACCAAGGCCGAGGCCGAGCUGGGCGCCUUCCCCAGGGCGUUCAAGAAGCUCCUGCACACGAUGAGCGUGCCCUCGCUCUUUAGCAAGUCGUCUCCCUCGAGGCCGCAGCAAGCCGGCUACGAAGCCCCCGUCCUGUUUCGGACUGAAGACUACUUCCCUUGCAGUGAGAUGCCUCGGCUCUGACGCCUGACCGCUGCGGCCAGAGGACCCAGCUCGGGGCCCACCUGCAGCGUGAAGCGAAUUGCAGAUCCUGCUCAUGGACAUACGUGAUGUUGGAGUCUGCAGUUUUAAAAUGUACCAUGUGCAGACUCUUCUUAGUAUAUCCAUGAUUCCCUGUAGAAUGUAUAGACGUUUUAUGUCUUCCAGUUAAAAAAGGAGAGAGAGACGGGGUCUUGCUGUGUUACCCUGGAACUGGCCGGGAACUCCUGGGCUCAAGUGAUCCUCCCGCCGUAGCCUCCCCAGUAGCUGAAACUACAGGGCCGGCACCGCGCCCGACCUGGGUCUUCCAACAGGAAUCAGAGCUGCUUGGCGACGGCAUGGGGAAUCAGUGGACUUUUCUGUGCACUGUGGCAAAACUGUUAUUUUUAUGGAUUUUACUACAAGGCAUUACCUUUUCAAGAUUUAUAUGUUUGUAUAAUCAUAAGAAAAUGAAGCCAUUAAAGCCUUGUUAUUACUCAGUCCUAAUAGUCA